AAACUGCUAGAGGACUUCAGCACAGGGCGUCUGGCAUCUCUGCCCUCACCCAUUUGUGUCAAAGUCCGAAAUGAACCACACUUGGACACACAACCUGAGCUUUGGUGCACCUACAGACCCUGUUGUGCCAAGGGCUGGACUCUCACGAAAUGGGCACACAGUAGUGGCUGUUUUUCUUGGAUUUAUCUUGUUUUUUGGUUUCAUUAAUAACUUGAUUGUCCUCAUCCUCUUCUGCAAGUUCAAAACCCUCCGUAACCCAGUCAACAUGCUUCUCUUGAACAUCAGUAUCAGCGACAUGUUAGUGUGCAUCUCAGGCACAACUCUCAGUUUUGCAUCUAACAUCCAUGGCAAAUGGAUUGGAGGGGAGCAUGGUUGUAGGUGGUAUGGCUUUGUCAAUUCCUGCUUUGGCAUUGUGUCCCUGAUCUCUCUGGCUGUCCUGUCCUACGAACGCUACAGCACUCUCACCCUGUGCAACAAGCGCAGCGCUGACUACCGGAAGGCACUGCUGGCAGUCGGCGGUUCCUGGAUUUAUUCCCUGGUCUGGACUGUGCCGCCUCUGAUCGGCUGGAGCAGUUACGGGAUAGAAGGUGCGGGUACAAGCUGUUCGGUACGCUGGUCCUCGGAGUCAGCUGAAUCCACGUCCUAUAUCAUCUGUCUCUUCAUAUUCUGCUUGGUCAUCCCUGUGAUGGUCAUGAUAUACUGCUACAGUCGCCUCCUUUACGCCGUUAAACAGGUUGGAAAAAUCCACAAGAAUGCUGCCCGCAAAAGAGAAUACCACGUAUUGUUCAUGGUGAUCACUACAGUCAUCUGUUAUCUUGUGUGUUGGAUCCCCUAUGGAGUUAUAGCAUUACUUGUAACAUUUGGCAAGCCAGGUGUGGUGACUCCAGUUGCAAGCGUCAUACCUUCCAUCCUAGCAAAAAGCAGCACUGUUUUCAAUCCCAUUAUCUACAUACUUAUGAAUAAGCAGUUUUACAAAUGCUUUCGUCAGCUUUUCCACUGCCAACCUCCUUUGUCCACUGAUGGAGAGCCCACCUGCCACUCCAAGGUAACCGUUAUCCAGCUAAAUCAGAGGAUGGAUGGUGGAAUCACGUGCAAUAACAAACCACGUCCAGAAACAGACAGUAAAAUGACUUCUCUUCUGCACCCACAGCGAAACCUGGAGCCAGUUUCAAAAGCUGCACCACCAGAGUCCUAGGAAAAUGGGCUCUGACAGAAAGUACACGCCUUAACCAGAGUGUUUUGUUUUACUGUUGCAUUACCCAGCUAACCUUAAAAUUAGUAAAGGAAGUUGCCGUUUGUGGGAUAGGAAAACUGUCAAGAACAAAAACUGUGACUCUUUAAUAAUUUCCUUAAUAACAGUAAAGAUGGCCAGAUCACUGCAGGUAUGGCACAAUAAUGACAAAAUGUUAAGUAAUGUCAUUGAGUUUCCUGUAAAUUAGGUAAUGGAGAACUUAGAACUAGUAGUUUUAGAUCUUAGUGCUCUGUGGAUCAGUGUCCUCCAGAAACAAUCCUAAAAGCAUGCUGGGCUACCUAUUUUAGCUCCUUGCCUUUCCUGCUUCGGUUCAUCCAGUCCAUGUCUUGGGAUCUCAGUUUAGGUUGCUCCUAAAUAACCAUGAUUUCUGACAAUCUGCUCAAGUUUUUGCUUAUGCUGCACAACCACGACUUUAAGGAGGAAAGACAGUGAAUUGACAGGCUAAUUUAUGAGUUGGUAAUGUAAUUUACAGCACAUCUUUGUGUUAAAGUCUAGGUUCAACAAACUGAAAGAUGAGUUAAGACAAUGAGUAGAAAUGACCACAUA
Molecule: messenger RNA, 1798 nt
Organism: Apus apus (common swift)
Lineage: Eukaryota; Metazoa; Chordata; Aves; Apodiformes; Apodidae
Product: parapinopsin-like
Exons: 4
Coding region: 71-1195 (374 amino acids)
Biological process (GO): G protein-coupled receptor signaling pathway; visual perception
Cellular component (GO): photoreceptor outer segment; membrane
Molecular function (GO): G protein-coupled receptor activity
Source: RefSeq, a predicted model, not a curated record